This is a messenger RNA of Leptosia nina, 786 nucleotides long. NCBI's taxonomy places the organism in Eukaryota, Metazoa, Arthropoda, Insecta, Lepidoptera, Pieridae. The record is from the annotation of a GenBank genome assembly.
AUGCUGAAUAUUGAAUGUUUACCAAUACUUGUGGUGAGUGCCUGUGACAAUUCUAGGGCUACUAAAAUUGUGUCUGAUGUGGUGCAACAGGAUAUAUCUCAAAAUAAUACAGAGAGUGGAGAGUAUUGUACAUGGAAUAUAGAGAAUAAGUACUACAAUGCAAAGGUAUCAAUUCAUGCACUGCUAGAUGAACAGACACCACCGUUACAUCUUACUCCUACAGUGGAAGCUCAUCUUAUUUAUUUAGAAGCUGAUGAGGGUAAAGAAGUAGCGGAAAGACGCCUGCAUUUAAGCUGGGACCUGGUAGCUAAUGCGCAGGUGCGACUUAUUCUCAAAGAUGGAUCAGAGAGUGAGGCCCUAGUUGACUGGGCACUGCGUCAUCACUAUGAGCUAGUCACAUUUGCGUCUCCUACAGAGGAUUUUGAUGAUGAAGAAGAAGACAGUUAUGGCUAUCAACGCGUGCGCUCUGCCCUGCAUGCCCACACUUGGCACGGGCUUGUUCGCAUAGAUGGACUAGAUUUGCCUGCAUCAAUAACCAAUGGUAAUUCUGAAAAUGAUGUGAUUAGCUCAGAUUCCGAUGAAAGCUGCAACUCUUGGGGCUCUUGGGAACAAUGGAGCGGCGAACGCGAAGCCACCUUUGCAAACAUGCUUGGAUCACUGCAAACAGACCGUAAUGCUCUGAAUUCGUUAGCGGAUAACGAACGACGGCGCCAAGCAGAGCUGCUGCUAAAAGCUUUUCGAUCUGCACUUCGUCCGUCUGAAUCCUCCGACCCCAACAACACCUAA